Molecule: messenger RNA, 1606 nt
Organism: Aedes albopictus (Asian tiger mosquito)
Lineage: Eukaryota; Metazoa; Arthropoda; Insecta; Diptera; Culicidae
Gene: Fkbp14
Product: FK506-binding protein 2
Exons: 5
Coding region: 221-856 (211 amino acids)
Molecular function (GO): calcium ion binding; peptidyl-prolyl cis-trans isomerase activity
Source: RefSeq, a predicted model, not a curated record
UCUUUCACGUUGUCUCGUCGCGUACGGUUUUGGUUGGUCUAGGUUCCGCGGAGUGUGACUAGUUAGGGGAUUUCACUUUUUUUCGGUUGCUAAAUUUUCUGGACAACAAUUGUUUCAACAAGUUCAAGCUCCUCAGGACUUGAAGUGGGUGUGCUUGGGAGUGAAUCGAUACAGUGAACUGUUGUGGGAAUAGUGCUUUGCUUAGGAAUUGGGGUGAAAGAUGAUUUCCAAACUGCUAGUCCUGACCUGCCUGGUGGCGGCCGCUCUCUGCGAAGCCAAACUGAAGGUCGACGUGGUCAACGUGCCGGAGGGAUGCACCACCAAGAGCAAAAACGGCGACAUGCUGACGAUGCACUACACCGGCAAGCUCACCGAUGGAACCAAAUUCGACUCCAGCUUUGAUCGCGAUCAGCCAUUCACCUUCCAGCUGGGAGCCGGACAGGUCAUCAAGGGAUGGGACCAGGGAUUGACCGAUAUGUGCGUCGGUGAAAAGCGUAAGCUGACCAUCCCACCAGAGUUGGGCUACGGAGACCGUGGAGCUGGAAACGUGAUCCCCGGCGGAGCCACCCUGGUGUUCGAUGUGGAGCUGAUCAACAUCGGUGACACCGCGCCGACCACCAAUGUGUUCAAGGAGAUCGACGAGAACAAGGACAUGCAGCUGAGCCGGGAGGAGGUCAGCGAAUACCUGAAGAAGCAGAUGGUCGCCGCCGACGGUGGUCAGGAAUCCGAGGACAUCAAGAACAUGAUCGCCGAGCACGACAAACUGGUGGAGGAAAUCUUCCAGCACGAGGACAAGGACAAGAACGGAUAUAUCUCACACGACGAGUUCUCCGGACCGAAGCACGACGAGCUGUAAAAUUCGCCCUGCCUUGGUGGCGUUCACUCCAGUUUUAGUUCAUAGUUCGUAGUCUCACCCAACCAACAAAGCGGCGAAAACAACAACCACAAUGUUCUUCCUUUUGAGAUUGAUCGAAGGGAAACGGCGAAGCGUCGUUUUCCCCGGAAUUAGUUUUCUUUUAUCGUUUUGAACAACUUUUUAGGUACUCGUUAAUCGUUUCGGCAGCCGUCACAGCCUUUUUUAUGGCGCGAAUAGGUGCUGUUGUAAAGUUUUAUUUUCCUAAACCUGUUAACUAUCGUUGGAAUUUUUUAAUGACAUGAAAGUACACACUAUUUAUUUUAAAGGUAGUUUAAUUUUUGUCCGGAUAUGUACUUGAUUGCGUUCAAGUAGGGAAAGAAAUGUUGUCUAUAGAUUUGUAAUUUUACACAUAGUAGAAAAAAGGAAUGUUUUUGGGAGCGUAUAGUCAAAUCGUGGUUUCUGUUUAUGUACAUACGUUGAAUUUACGGAAUAAGGCAGAAAAUUUAUUGUCUAUUGAGUUUUUACAUUCCAUUGGAGAUAGGGUAACCAAAAUUUAAAAUGAAAUUAGUCAAACAAAUAAAAACCCAUGUAUGGUAAGCCAGUUCGACCAUGAUUGAAUUUCAGACAAAACGCGUAAAUAAUGAAACCCAUUCCAGUUUUGAGCGCAGCACAAGCAUACACAUGAAAUACACACAAGAAAAAGACAUAUCACUUAAAAAAAAUGGAAAAUAAAGACUUUUUUGUACAGAA